Messenger RNA from Sceloporus undulatus (fence lizard), 3395 nucleotides. It is a transcript of the gene SLC8B1, whose product is annotated as solute carrier family 8 member B1. The record is from RefSeq and is a predicted model, not a curated record. The coding region runs from base 1223 to 2977 and encodes 584 amino acids. Gene Ontology annotation, cellular component: membrane. Gene Ontology annotation, biological process: intracellular calcium ion homeostasis; calcium export from the mitochondrion. Lineage: Eukaryota; Metazoa; Chordata; Lepidosauria; Squamata; Phrynosomatidae. Gene Ontology annotation, molecular function: calcium:sodium antiporter activity. The transcript is spliced from 15 exons.
AGUCUGUAACAGGACUCUGUUUUGCUUUCAAGUUGGUUGGCUUUUCUUGGUGCGUGGGCAAGGGUGGCAUCAUUUCAGGCUCCCUGCUUAUCUGAACCACAGGGAAAGCACUCUCCCUCCAGCCUCAGCCUUGCUAUUUUUAUUCUGACAGAUGUGGUUGCAUCUGCACAAAAUGUCACCGCAAGCCUGGUUUUGUUGUCUCAGGUUAAGCGUGAGUUUCAAACUGAAAACACUUGUUCUGUGUGGGCGCUUACUCCCUGCCCUUUCCUGGAGAUGAAAAAUGCCUUGGUCUUUUGAACCCAGGAAAGGAAAUGUUCCUUUUCUGGGUUGUUGUUGUUGUUGUUUUGGUGGCCGGGAAUAGACAUUUUUAGGAUUUUAGGAGCAUAUAGCAACGGAUCUAAAGGAUGAAGCCAAGCAAAACAAUGUCAAAGACCUUAUAAAAUCCCAGCAGACAUAACUCUUUGUGUUCUCUCUUAAGGCGGGAUGGAUGAGAGACUAGAGGGGUUCAGGGCUUCCAGGACAGAGUAUACUCUUGCUUUUCACCAGGGGAUGGUUCCUUCUUUGAAAUAAGAGUUAAAGUACAGUACUUACAUUAACUCCAUGGAUAAGUCAACUUAGAUUUUUUGGGGUCAAUUUUUUGACCUACAUUUCUAGACUUAUACAUGAGUAUAUACAGUAUGUGAAAUGUGGCACUGAAGGAGAGUUAGGGUUACCAUAGCCUACCCAAAGGCCAGUCAGUGUGUCCUAGAGCAAAUGAAGCCUGAAUUCUAUAAGCCAAGAUGCCUAUUAAAAAAGUCUCUGUCUCCCGUAUCCCCAUCAAAUAUACCUGGGUCGGACAGAAGGGAUUCCCCAGAAGUUUUCAAGACACAGGCAGGGAGAAUAUGGGAGAAUGGACAUUUUCUGUCUUGGUUAUUUUAGCUGAACUCAUCUGUUUUUAUGGGAAGCAUACAGCCGAAAGUAACUUUUUUCCCUUCUGCAGCUCCAGCUUUCAACAAAGGGACGCCGUCGCAAAGAAUUGUCCCACCUUUCUGCCAAGCCUGCCUCACUUCUCUAUUUUGACCAACGGUUGCAGUUUGUGAAAUAUCCUGGUGGUUAGAGCCCAGGACUUCUCUUUCUGCCCCGCCACAUCCUUGCUUCCAAGACGGAUGAUGCCAUGAUGGGCAGAGCUUUUAUUUAGAGUCGAGCAGUUGGCCGUCCUGGAUUUUGAGGCAGACCUGGCACAAUGCGAACUCUCUGGAUCUUGGCUGUGGCCUGGACGCUUCUUGGGGAUGCCUCUGCUAUAGAAUCACUUGUUGGGCCAUGGGAUACCGACAACUCACCUCUGCACUUGGACAGUAAAGGGCAAUCCAGCAGGAUUCUGGACUUGGGCCCACAUGUAGAUUGCAGAGAUGUGAAGAAGCAGAACAUCUCUCAACGUUGCUCCUUCAUCCAGACCAACCCGGACUGCCAGAUGGAAGGCGGGUUUCUCAACUACCUCAACGGAGUCUUCUGUGUUUUCCCUGCUUCUCUUCAACUUCUGGCCGUAGGCCUCUAUGCUCUGUGGCUUCUUUACCUGUUUGUUAUCCUUGGAGUCACAGCUGAGAAAUUCUUCUGUCCCAAUUUAUCUGCCAUCUCCACCAAACUGAAGUUGGCCCACAAUGUGGCAGGUGUCACCUUUCUGGCAUUUGGGAACGGUGCACCGGAUGUCUUCAGUGCUGUGGUGGCAUUCUCUGACCCACGGACAGCCGGUCUAGCCAUUGGAGCUCUCUUUGGUGCUGGUAUCUUUGUCACCACCAUAGUGGCAGGUGGUAUAGCCUUGGUACGGCCCUUCACAGCAGCUUCCAGGCCAUUCCUCAGGGAUGCCAUCUUCUACAUGGUGGCUGUGUUCUUGACCUUUGUGGCACUCUAUUUCGAGGAGGUCAGCUUGGGAGAAGCCUUGAGUUACCUCGGGCUCUACAUAUUCUAUGUCUUGACAGUGGUGGUCUCAACGUGGCUUCACAAGAGGCAACGCAGGGAAAGGCUGGCCCCUCCUAGCCCCACAGAACCAGAGCUUCCAACAGAUUCUGAAGAUGGGGAUGCCUCAAGCACCACUGGAGGUGACUAUGGCGAAGAAUACCAGCCCCUGCUGCCCUCAGAGGAGAGUACGUUCCAGAUCCUGACACAGUCUUUGAAUCCCCUGGACUAUAGGAAAUGGAGGAGGAAGCCCUGUUACUGGAGGCUGAUGAAGGCCUGCAAGCUGCCAAUUGAGUUGGUGAUGCUCCUUACGGUGCCCAUCGUGGACCCUGACAGGGAAGAUCAAAACUGGAAACGGCCCUUGAACUGCCUACACCUGAUCACUGGCCCUCUCAUCUGUGUUCUCACAUUGAAGUCUGGCAUGUACGGACUUUACAAGAUUCAGGGCUUCUUUCCAGUGUGGGGUGUGGUGAUUCUGGUGGCGGCGGCUGUGGCUGUGAUAAUCUUUUGCACUACAAAAAAUGAAGCGCCACCGCGAUACCACUGGCUUUUUGCCUUCCUGGGGUUCUUGGUCAGUGCGAUGUGGAUCAGCACUGCAGCCACCGAGGUGGUGAACAUCCUGCGAACUUUGGGCGUCAUCUUCCAUCUGAGCAACACCGUCCUGGGACUGACACUGCUGGCAUGGGGGAACAGCAUUGGGGACAUGUUUUCUGACCUCACUGUGGCUCGGCAGGGAUACCCCCGCAUGGCCUUCUCCGCCUGUUUCGGAGGCAUCAUAUUCAAUAUGCUUGUCGGAGUGGGACUCGGAUGCCUUCUGCAGAUGUCAAGCAGCAAAUUGGUUGUCAGGCUCGAAUCAGAAGGUCUCCUGGUGUGGAUCCUGGCUGGAGCGCUGGGCCUCAGCCUGGUGUUCUCUUUCCUCUCAGUCCCUGCUCAGUGCUUCCAUCUGGGGCGAGGGUAUGGCUGCUGUCUCAUCGUCUACUACCUGGUGUUCCUGACUGUUGCGCUGCUGACGGAGUUCAGGGUGAUCCGGCUUUCCACUUACUGACGCAGAGGCCUGUCAGGCUCAGAUUCUUGCUGGUGUUUGUCCCCAGACGGGGAAGGCAUUUCAACCCUGUUCCUGAAAAGCCUCCAAUAGACUUGACGGUCGGAUGUCAUUGUUACCACCGGUGCAGGGAAGACCAGCGCUGACUUCCAAACUUUAAGAAGGGCCCUUGCCAAGGGGGUUGUGCAGUUGCUGCCAAUGUUGAAAGCAGGAUCACCCCAGCUGCUAGAAGGCUUCUUGUGAGUCUGGGAUUCUCUCACCAAAUCAAGCCCAAGCACCUUGGGAACCUCUCACUCCCCAGUCAGUAUUGUGUUUUUGGAGGCAUGAUUUGGACUAAUGAACAGUCUUUUUUUAAAAACAAAUUAAUAUUUUUUACCAGAAGCGGGUUUCCAAUCCUGCCUUAACUAGCUGGAGCUAGAUU